AUGGGGCGAUCCCCGUGCUGCGAAAAGAUUGGCCUCAAGAAGGGGCCGUGGACUCCCGAGGAAGACCAGAAGCUCCUCGCGUACAUUGAAGAACACGGCCACGGCUGCUGGCGCUCUCUGCCGUCCAAGGCUGGUACUAUUCUUUCCUCUGCCAAACCCUAGGCCCCAGCAAUUGUGACCUGCUUUCUAAUUGCCGUGGGGGUUGCUGUGGCUGCGUGCGUGGGUGAUCAACAGGACUGCAGAGGUGUGGGAAGAGCUGCAGGCUCAGGUGGACUAAUUAUCUCAGACCGGAUAUCAAGAGGGGCAAGUUCAGCGUGCAGGAGGAGCAGACCAUCAUUCAACUCCAUGCCCUGCUGGGAAACAGGUUCUUCUACCGUUACCUUUCUUUCUUCAUUCAUAUGUAGACACACACACACACACGAUCCUCUGGCCAACGACGGCCUCAAUUCUGCGGCCGCGAUCAUGUCGCCCUCUGUGGGUCCUUCUUCUGGUAGUAUCCACCCAGUCGGAACUAUCAAGCUAGUCCCACCGCUCGUUCAGAUUCAAUUCACCGAAAGUCGAAAUGCCCAUCUCGAUCGGUACAGAAGAGCAGGAUCUUCGAUUUCUCGGCCGUCCUCCAGAAAUCGUAGACAGCAAACUGAUCUCUCCCCUCUGAAUUUGAAGACUCGGACAAAAUGUCUUCACUAAUUUGGGGAAACAAAACAAUUACCCUGCUAUUAGCUCUACUUCCCACGAUACAGUGCUCCGACGAGGCGUCAGACAGUCCCCACCGACGAGUACUGGUGGCGGUCGUAGGCGCGGCCCUGCAUGCAACCCACCUUCCCCAUCCUCGCCAUGUUCCAUUUCCCAUCCCUGGAGACGAGGGGCAUAGGGAAAAGCCACCGGAGGGAAAGAGGAGGAAGAGGAGAGAUCCUCCCGUCCGUUUGGUUGUUCUGAUCUCGUUCCUCGUUGCAGGUGGUCUGCCAUCGCGUCUCAUCUGCCAAAGAGGACGGACAACGAGAUCAAGAACUUCUGGAACACCCACCUGAAGAAGCGUCUGGCCAAGAUGGGCAUCGACCCAGUGACGCACAAGCCUAGAUGCGACGCCCUCUCUCCCGCCGACAGCCACGUCACCAAGGCCUCCGCCAGUCUCAGCCACAUGGCGCAGUGGGAGAGCGCCCGCCUCGAGGCCGAGGCGAGACUUGUCCGUGAGGCCAAGCUCCUCUGCUUCGCCUCCUCCUCCGCCGUCUCCCUAGGCGCUUCAUCGGUCUCCUCCGCCGCCGCCGCCGCCUCGCCGUUUCAGCUGCAACUGUUGGGCUCGGACUCAUCAUCAUCACACGUCGAUCUACAUAAUGAGUCGGCGGCGUCCUCGGCUCCGGCGCCACCGCCGUGCUUCGACGUUCUCAGAGCAUGGCAGGACAUCUGGAGGAGGGGGUCCACGAGGGGCCGAGGAGAGGGCCAAAGCAGCCGAGAUGGUAAGAUCGACCUCGAGUCACCCACCUCUACGUUGACCUUCUCGGAGGCUGUUAUCCCAGAGGGGGCGAUGGGUCUCGGAUCCCAACACAACUCAUCCUCGAUCGCCUACCGAUGUGGCGGAGAAGGGGACGUGGAAGAGGAGGAAGAGGUCGACUGGAAGUGCUUCCCCAAGCCAAUGCAGCUCUUCUUCGGCUCGCGAGAGAGGACCACCGACGGCUUCGCGGCAGCAACCUUCCCAGUCGACUCAUCGCCGCUCUUCGGAACCGACAGCGUCGCUUCGUGGCUGCACGAGUCGGUGAAGAUCGGCUCGGGAUCAACGGCGGCGUCUACCAUCGCCCACUUCGGCGACGGCUUCACGGAGAUGUUGCUCAACAACGCCGACGAGCACAGCUCGCCCGAGGACGCUGGCGGGUGCACUCACGAGCUGGCCGACGCGGGAAAGCCAAACAGCGAGAACGAGGAGAGCAGGAGCUACUGGAACGGCAUAUUCAACCUUGUCACGUCGUCGUCCGCUUCGAACUCGUCCGACUGCGUCUUAGUAUAG
Messenger RNA from Spirodela intermedia, 1999 nucleotides. The record is from the annotation of a GenBank genome assembly. NCBI's taxonomy places the organism in Eukaryota, Viridiplantae, Streptophyta, Magnoliopsida, Alismatales, Araceae.